UUUCCAUGCGGCCUGGAAUCGAGGCUAUGCUCUUCUCUGCACAUACCUCUUGGUGGCCGGCCAAAGCUGAUUCCAGAUGUCCUCCCAAAGUGAUGACGGUAUGCCUCCUCCUCCACCUCCUAAGUGGGCCAGGAAAAGGACAGAUCUUGAAUACCAAGCUGAAGAAAACUUGAGGUUUGCUCAAAAAUUUAACCGUUUCAAUGAUUCUUUGAGGUCCAGCAAAAUCAACGAUGAUGGUUUUCUUGCGCUCAAUUUACCAUAUGGCGGCGAAAUUAAAAUUUAUGUUCGAGAGUCGUAUAAAAUCCUACAUGACUUAAUACACCAUCAGUAUGCAGGAAAACACAUCAUUAUAUCAGGAAACCCUGGCAUUGGCAAGUCAUGGUUUUCUUUAUUCGAGCUGAUCAUGUCGCUAAAGAAUCUUUCGACGUCACCGUAUACAGCCAUUGUCUAUGAGAACCCCAACUUGGGUAUAAAAUGUGUCUUCAAUGAAGACGGCUAUCAAUCUAGUGAUGAGAGCGUGGCUUUGGCCUUGUAUAGUUUCUGUACUUUAUUUUUAUACGAUUGUUCAACAAAUGGAAAAGAGCCUACUCUUCUUUCCAAUGCAAUAACGAUUGUCUACACCUCACCGAGAGAGAGUAACUAUAAGAACUUUCAGAAGCAAAAGAAACCUCUCAAAUGCUUAUACAUGCCCACAUGGACUGUGGACGAGCUCAAGAAGAUCGCACCAGUUGAUAUGGAUGUUUCAGAUAGGUUCCGUGUUUGGGGUGGUAUUCCUCGGUACAUUCUUGAUGAAGACCUUGAUCAAGCGGUAUUGCACCGAGCAGUUAAUGCAAUUAAAGAAGUGAAAAUAUACGAACUAGCAUUCAAAUCUGGGGGUGAUGAAACUAUUGGCCACAAAAUAUAUCAUAUGGAUGUAAGCAGCGAUUACACCUCAUACGAUACAUCAUUUGCCUCGGAGUUCAUAUUGGAAUAUGUUAUGCAGAAAAUAGAAAUGAGUUGUUAUGUACAUGCAGUCGAUUUCAUCAACACUUAUGCAUCAGGUGAUGCCUGUGUUGGACAACUGUUUGAAGCAAUCUCACACGGACGACUUAAAAAGGGUGGAAAGUUUUUAACCCGAAAAUUGGGGAGCGAGGAAGAAAUGCCGUUGACGCUAAAAGAACCCGAAUUCGUUUUGUUUGAAGAUCUCCAAAAUUUCCAAACAAAAACCAACAAACCCAAAUACCUAUUGCCGAAGAGUAAGACGUUUCCAUCUGUCGACUCUAUAUGGGUUGAUGGAGAAGAUAUGGUUUUGCAUUUCAAAUAACUAUAAGCAGAAAACAUAAUUUGAAAAAGGAUGGUCUGUUCACAGUCAGAGAUGCAUUGAAACUAAAGACGCUUCGAGUGUAUUUUGUGUUACGUCCAACAGAGUACAGCAACAAAAGUAUGAAGGAUCAAAGGAGGUUCUUGCUAAUCAAGAUCUCCCGCAAAUUGAACAGUGGGCCCUGAAAAAAUGGACUUGACUCGAGCUCCUGACUUUAAAUGAACACUAGGAGACAGAAUAAGUCAGUCUGCUGUUAUACAUUUGUACAAUUUACUCUAACAGAUAUUGGAAUUAAUACGUACAUGCAUGAGAUUAUAUAUAUUUUAUCGAGUAAAUGAGAAUUCUAGGUGUGGCAUAGUAUUGCAGUACAUGUCUUGGGCAUUAUGCAGGGGGUGUGGUUCUGACGUCAUUAGGCCCUGCUAAGAAAGAUAAAU
This is a messenger RNA of Halichondria panicea, 1734 nucleotides long. RefSeq lists its product as uncharacterized. The record is from RefSeq and is a predicted model, not a curated record. Bases 77 to 1303 code for a protein of 408 amino acids. The transcript is spliced from 4 exons. Lineage: Eukaryota; Metazoa; Porifera; Demospongiae; Suberitida; Halichondriidae.